Messenger RNA from Glarea lozoyensis ATCC 20868, 1260 nucleotides. RefSeq names its product BRCT. The coding region runs from base 1 to 1260 and encodes 419 amino acids. The record is from RefSeq and is a predicted model, not a curated record. The transcript is spliced from 4 exons. Lineage: Eukaryota; Fungi; Ascomycota; Leotiomycetes; Helotiales; Helotiaceae.
AUGGCCACCAUCAAGUCAGGAAGCCACAAGAAUGCUGGCCAAAAGUCUAAAAAUUUAAGUUCGGGUGCAGUCAAGAAACGUAAAACCGGUGGAAUUGUCAAGCUGAAGCAGAUCUAUCGAGGCAAAGAAAUGUCUCUGUCCGGAACAUUCAUCUCUUGUGGCAAACCUGCAUCACAUGAGAAGAUUGCCGCUUGGAUCACAGCACAUGGCGGUACUUUCGCUUUGGAAGUCACCAGUUCUACUACCCAUUUGAUUUGCAGUAUUGAGGAUUUUAAGAAAGGCACGGAACAGGUCAAAAAAGCCCUAGCCCUUGGCAAAGAAAACUGCCAUAUCGUGGUCUUCGACUGGCUUGAAGAAUGCCUCGUCCGCAAGAAUAAAUUGUGCCGCUCAGAACGCUACUGGACACUCGAGAGCACGCUCAAGCGUCUCAGCAAGAAAGGCGCCGAAAUCGACACCCUCAAAAAGAGAUUUCAAAACGAAAGCAAACGCGACCCUCAUGUUGAUCCUGUAACUGACAUGCGGAAAGAGGUUAAUCAUGUGUAUUAUGAGCCGGACGGCUUUGAGUAUAAGGUUGCGCUGGUGAAGACGAGGUUUGGUGUUGAUGGACGGGUUGUGACGGAGAAGUAUGUGCUUUUUCUUUUUCAAUCAACAGCUAAACCUCAUACCUAUAUGUUCGCCGCGAAGUACACCAGCACGCGCCACAACCAAGCAUCGUACUUCCGCGAGUGGUGCACGCCCAAGUUCUUCGACGAUGCGUUUAGCGAUUUUAAAACUUUCUUUAGGGCGAAAACGGGUUAUGAAUGGGAUUAUCGGCUGCAGGGGAUUAGGAUUAAGAAAAUGUUUGUUUAUACGCCGCCAGAGGAGGGGAAAGGGGUUGGUUCUGUGCCGGUGGAGCUUGGGAGGGUUGUGAGGGAGGUGGUUAAGGAGGAGGAGAGUAGUGAGAGGGAGGAAGAUGAGGAUGGGAAUGGAGAGGACGAGGACGAGGAGGAGGAUGUGGAUGAGAAAAAUCGGAUGGGGGCGACGAUCACCAUACACGGUUCGGAUAGUGACAUGGAAGAAGUUGAAGAUAAUCAACAGCUGGAGGAAUCGGACGACAAGAUUCGUCGUGGCGCUACGAUCACAAUCCAUGAUUCAGACAGCGAAACAGAUUCGAACCUUGAAGAGAGUGGAAGAUCUCGAAAUCCUAGGACGACAACCAGCUUCAGCAGCUGCUCGACGGUACUCCCUUAUAUGGUUUGCGAUAUUGGCGAGGAGAAAUGA